AUGCUUGCUGACGUCUCCAUUUACCUGCUAUCAUUUCUCCUCUCAGUCGGAAGUGCAGCACUCGCGAAAGCCGUGCCCCCAGCUUUCCGUAGACCAGCUAGCGACGCCGUAGACCAUGUUGAUCCGAUAAUCGGAAACGGCGGGGUGAUCCCCUCUCACACUGGGGGAAUGAUACCUUCCACAGCUCCGCCUUUCGCUAUGACUCGCUGGGUGGCUCAAACUCGCCAGAACUACGUCUCCGUGCCCCCAUACAUACUAACUGAUACCUCUAUCCAUGGCUUUCAGGGUACUCAUCAACCCGCAAUAUGGAUGGGCGAGAGCGGGCAGGUUAUAGUAGUCCCCGGUGCUGGCAAUAUAAGGAGCAAAUUUGAAGAUAGGGGCAUGACCUUCGACAAAGGCACGGAAGUCAGGACGGCUAGUUACUAUAGUGUCGAGCUAGAUGCCCUUGGAGGCGGAACGAUUCUUGCUGAACAGAGUGCUACCUCUCGUGUUGGGCAUUUACGCUUCACCUUCCAACAUACUUCUACGCCCUAUGUCAUUGUGGAGGCAACUCGGGCAGCCGUCGUCGGCCAUACGGAUACGACCAAUACGACUCUUCAUAUUGGCUCCAUUCGCAUCGAUCCACAUGCUCGCGAGAUAUGCGGGAGCAACCCAGAGCGACAGGACUCUAUCAUCGGCCCGCUGUCUACCCCUGCGCGAGGGUUCAGUGGGUAUUUCUGCGCCCGAUUUGCUCAACCCUUUGCAAGCUGGGGCGUCGCGACGAACGGAACAACCCAUGCUGGGGUCACGCGACGGGACGACCGGCUUCUCUCUGGCUUUGCUACUUUCGCACCAUUUACGAAGGUUGUUGACGUUCGGAUUGGCGUGUCGUUUAUCUCCAUCGAGCAAGCUAGACGCAACCUCGAUAGAGAGAUCCCCGACAGCGAGACACUGGAAGCGACUGCUCGGAAGACUCGGGUAGCAUGGGCAGAGAAGUUGGACCGUAUACAACUCGAAGGGGCUACGGAGAAGCAGAAAACGAUUUUUUACACUGGCUUCUUCCACUCGUUGCAGUACCCCUAUGAGACCAGUGAGGAGGGUAGAUACUAUUCAGGGUUCGACGAUCAAGUUCAUCAAGGCGAUUCUUACAAUGGCUAUUCUAUCUGGGACACGUUUCGAGCUGAGUGGGCCUGGCUUAUCCUCUUCGCCCCUGAAAGGAUGCCGGGGAUGAUCACUAGCAUGCUCAAUGAUUUCAAGGAAGUGUGUCCCUCAUUUCUUGACUUCCACGCCGGUUUAAUCAGAGUUGAUAGGGAGGUUGGCUUCCAAAAUGGAAGAACAUCGUCGGUAGGAACGCAUGCUGAUUCGCAGAUCUCCGAAGCGGUUGUCAAAGGAGUACGAGGUUUCGAUCUCGAGCUAGCGUGGCAAGCAGUAGUGAAAGAUGCAUCCGUCCCCCCUGUGGACGACAAUACGACCAUUUACGGUGAUCGGCAAGAGAACGUCGAUUACGAAGUUCGCUCUGGGCUUUCCACCGUAUACGCCCAGAAUGGUUGGGUAGCUAGUGAUGUUCACUCCGAGGCUGGUUCGUGUACUUUGGACUACUCCUAUGAUGACUAUGCUAUAUCCCUCUUCGCGGAUGUCCUUAACAAGACGGAAGAUGCCCAGUUUUACCGCGACCGUGGGUUAGGAAACCCCUUCAAGAUCUUCAAUGAUGCAACCGGCUUUAUGGAGGCACGCAAUGCGAACGGGUCUUUCGCGGGGCCCGAUGCAGGCUGGACCGAAGGCGAUAAAUGGAUAUAUACGUUUGACGUAGUCCAGAAUAUUCCGGAGCUGGCGCGGAGGAGGGGCGGUAACGCAAACUUCGUCCAGUUCUUGGAUGAGCACUUUGAUGGAGCCCACAACCAACACACCAACGAGCCGUCCCACCAUAUACCUUACCUUUAUGGCUUGGUGAAUGCCUCAUCCAAGACGCAAGAGCGUGUACGAUCAAUUGCCGUCACUGACUACGAUGAUACGCCAACUGGACUACUUGGAAACGAAGACUGUGGUCAAAUGAGUGCCUGGUAUCUGUUCUCUGCCUUGGGUUUUUACCCUGUUGAUCCUGCCUCAGGAAACUAUGUGAUCGGCUCUCCCUUCUUCGAUAAAGCUACGAUCAGGCUUCCUGGGGUGGCCCGACCUCUUGUCAUCUCCUCGCCAGGUGCCCCGUCGCAGAUAUAUGUCAAGACUUCGGUCAUAAAUGGGGAGAAGAUCAGUAACUCCAUCAUAGCCCACGAACAACUUAUCCAUGGUGGCGAGCUGCAGUUUGAGAUGAGCUUGGUUGUCGUUUAA
Pleurotus ostreatus (oyster mushroom) is the source of this 2304-nucleotide messenger RNA. RefSeq lists its product as uncharacterized. The transcript is spliced from 13 exons. Gene Ontology annotation, cellular component: nucleus; cytosol. Gene Ontology annotation, biological process: carbohydrate metabolic process; protein quality control for misfolded or incompletely synthesized proteins; protein deglycosylation. The record is from RefSeq and is a predicted model, not a curated record. Gene Ontology annotation, molecular function: peptide-N4-(N-acetyl-beta-glucosaminyl)asparagine amidase activity; carbohydrate binding. Lineage: Eukaryota; Fungi; Basidiomycota; Agaricomycetes; Agaricales; Pleurotaceae. Bases 1 to 2304 code for a protein of 767 amino acids.